AUGGUGCCGUUUUCUGGUACGGACCUCUCCAAUCCCUAUCGGAAAAUUCCAGAUUGGGAUGCAACUGAAAUUCCUUGCCAAUUUUGGAUCAAGUUUUAUCAAAGUGUUGGAGAGAUUAACGCUCACAGGCAAUUCACGAACUUGUACGUCAAUCAAUUAAACUGUGACGUUACGUUCAGUUUCGAUGAGAUCAAUGAAGACGAGCCGAUCGGUGGUCAUGUCAUCCUUUUGUCGGCCAGGAGCUCCGUCUUCGCUGCCAUGUUCCACGGCGGAAUGCAAGAAACGAGUACGAGAAAAGUUUGCAUCAAAGACAUCAAACUGGAUAUUUUCAAACAAUUGCUCCAUUACAUUUACUCUGGUCGAACAUCGACAAAGUUGUCAGAGGAAAACGCCCAGCCUUUGUUUGUUGCGGCCGAUAUGUACGACAUUGAGGACCUGAAAGACGAGUGUGUUCAGUUCUUGUUAACUUGCAUCAAAUUGGAGAACGCUAUUAAUCUAAUGGCGUGGGUGCACGUCCAUGAAGUUGAUUCCCUUAAAGAAGCAGCACUCGCUUUCGUGGCAUCACAUUGAAAAGAAAUAUAACAACAAGAUGAUUGGGAGAGGCUGAUCAAGAAUUAUCCAGAUCUUUGUUUGUUAGCCACUCAAAGCAUGUGGAAAUAA
Daphnia magna is the source of this 660-nucleotide messenger RNA. Its product is annotated as speckle-type POZ protein B-like. The record is from RefSeq and is a predicted model, not a curated record. NCBI's taxonomy places the organism in Eukaryota, Metazoa, Arthropoda, Branchiopoda, Diplostraca, Daphniidae. The transcript is spliced from 2 exons. Gene Ontology annotation, biological process: proteasome-mediated ubiquitin-dependent protein catabolic process; regulation of proteolysis. Gene Ontology annotation, molecular function: ubiquitin protein ligase binding. Gene Ontology annotation, cellular component: nucleus; cytoplasm.